This is a messenger RNA of Musa acuminata AAA Group (dessert banana), 1863 nucleotides long. Its product is annotated as probable pectate lyase 8. NCBI's taxonomy places the organism in Eukaryota, Viridiplantae, Streptophyta, Magnoliopsida, Zingiberales, Musaceae. The record is from RefSeq and is a predicted model, not a curated record. The transcript has 7 exons. Bases 98 to 1471 code for a protein of 457 amino acids. Gene Ontology annotation, molecular function: pectate lyase activity.
UUUUAUUUUGUACACUUCUCCCUCUUCGGCGCCGAGAUUUUUAGCGAGUGGGUGUGGGAGAGCAGAAGAGAACUGAGAGAGAGGAGAAGCGGCGGCAAUGGUGGAGGAAUCUAUGAGGUGGUCGCGGUUGCUGGUCCUGGGACUUUUGGUGCUAGUAGCCGGAGGCCUCGGGUGGUUGGGAUGCGACUCGAUCUCCACCUCGAGGGUUGGAUUAAUGGCGUCAGCUUCCGCGUCGGCGGCCGUGGCGAGGAGGAGUUUGAGAGCAACCGCGGCAGCCAACGAGUAUACGACGGAUAGCUUUGGGCGAGAAGUGGUAGUGGGCGCGGUCGACGAUCCGGAACUGGUUGCAAAUGAGGUUCACAUGGCGAUAAGCAACAGCACGGCUCGCCGGGCCCUCGGCUACUUGUCAUGCGGGACGGGGAACCCCAUCGACGACUGCUGGCGGUGCGACCCAGAAUGGCACCUCCACCGCAAGCGGCUCGCGGACUGCGGGAUCGGCUUCGGGCGCAACGCGAUCGGCGGCCGCGACGGCCGCUAUUACGUGGUGAGUGACCCGGGGGACGACGACCCCGUCAACCCUCGGUCGGGCACCCUCCGCCACGCGGUCAUCCAGGACAAGCCCCUCUGGAUCGUGUUCAAGCGCGACAUGGUCAUCACCCUCAAGCAGGAACUCAUCAUGAACAGCUUCAAGACCAUCGACGGCCGCGGCGCCAACGUCCACAUCGCAAACGGCGCCUGCAUCACCAUCCAGUUCGUCACCAACGUCAUCAUCCACGGUCUCCACAUCCACGACUGUAAACCCACCGGGAACGCCAUGGUCCGCAGCUCCCCCUCCCACUACGGCUGGAGGACGAUGGCCGACGGCGACGGCGUGUCCAUCUUCGGCGCCAGCCAUAUCUGGGUCGACCACAAUUCUCUCUCCAACUGCGCCGAUGGCCUCGUCGAUGCCGUCAUGGGAUCCACCGCCAUCACCAUCUCCAACAAUUACUUCACCCACCACAACGAGGUGAUGCUCUUGGGCCACAGCGACUCCUAUGUCAGGGACAAGGCCAUGCAAGUCACCAUUGCGUUCAACCACUUUGGCGAAGGUCUCAUCCAGAGAAUGCCCAGGUGCAGGCAUGGGUAUUUCCACGUGGUGAACAAUGAUUACACCCACUGGGAGAUGUACGCCAUUGGUGGAAGUGCCGACCCGACCAUCAAUAGCCAGGGUAACAGAUACCUCGCUCCCACCAACCGAUUUGCCAAGGAGGUGACCAAAAGGGUAGAAACGGACUCAAACGUGUGGAAGAGUUGGAACUGGAGAUCCGAGGGCGACCUUCUGCUGAACGGUGCCUACUUCACCCCCUCCGGAGCCGGAGCCUCCGCGAGUUAUGCCAAGGCCUCCAGCCUCGGAGCCAAGUCGUCGUCCAUGGUUGGAUCCAUCACUUCCGACGCGGGCGCCCUCGGCUGCCGCAAGCGUUCGCAGUGCUGAAGCAUCUCACCAAACACCGCAACAAGUCUUCUCUUUUAGAAGACAAAGAAAAAGGGAAAGAAACUCGCAUUUGACAGUGUUGCACAUUUUUCUUUUGUCUCACAGUCACUCAAGCCGCUUUACCCUUUCUCAACCUCCCCCUGCUUCCACUGUAACUCGGUCUGUGGAGUAGGCGGAAGCGUUGCUGAGUGUUUUGAUUUUUCCUUUUCCUUUAUUUUUUUUUUAUUGCCAGUUUUCUCUACAGGGCUUUCUUUAGAUCCGAAUCUUCCUCCAUUCCUUGGGAUUGAGUAGACUAUGGUCUUUAUGUAUUAGUCUUCUCCAAUUUCCAAAGGUUGCAUGAUGUGUGUUGUCGUGGCUUGUUCGUAAUAGAUGCAUGGUCAUUCGCAGUGAAG